AUGAAUGGGACAUCCUGGACUGAGUUCAUUCUUCUCGGUCUUCUCAACCACACCGUGAUGCACACUGUAUUCUUUGCUGCCAUCCAACUUGCCUACCUCAUUGCCUUGUCUGGAAACUGCCUCUUCCUAUUUGUGAUCCAAACUGGUCCGGAUCUUCAGACCCCCAUGUACUUCUUCCUCAGCCAGUUGUCCUUCAUGGACAUCUGUCUAAGCUCUGCUAUUGUCCCCAGAAUGACCGUGGAUUACAUAGGGAAGGAGAACACGAUUGAGUUGGCUGGGUGUGCGACUCAAAUGUUUUUCACGCUGACCAUGGCAGGAGCAGAAUGCCUCCUACUGAGUGUCAUGUCAUAUGACAGGUAUGUGGCAAUCUGCAAGCCUCUGCAGUAUCCCAUCCUCAUGAGCAAGAGGAUCUGCCUGGCCAUGUCGGCCAGCGUCUGGGUCGGUGCUUCUCUACAUGCCUUGAUACACACCAUUUCUGUGUUCCAACAGCCCUUCUGUGAGUCAAAUAGGAUCGAUCAGUUCUUCUGCACAGUCCAAGCUCUGCUGAAAUUGUCCUGUUCUGAUACAUCCACUUAUGAACAUGGGAUAUACCUUACCGGCAUAAUCUUGCUUCUGGGUCCCCUUUCCAUCAUCCUGGCUUCUUACAUUGCCAUUCUCUUGACCGUCCUACAAAUGCAAUCGUUGGAAGGGAUGCGCAAGGCUUUUGGCACCUGCCUGUCACACCUCUGUGUGGUUGGCAUCUUCUAUGGAGCAGCCAGUUUUAAGUAUAUGAGACCCAGGUCCUACAGAACGGCACAACAGGAUAAGGUUAUCUCUGUGUUUUGUGACAUUAUGACCCCGAUGCUGAAUCCCCUGAUAUACAGCCUGAGGAACCGAGAUGUGCUGGCUGCACUGAGGAAACGGAUUGAAAAAUGUACUCUGAAUAUACCGUUGAGUAAAUUCUGA
Podarcis muralis (Common wall lizard) is the source of this 945-nucleotide messenger RNA. Its product is annotated as olfactory receptor 2T2-like. Gene Ontology annotation, cellular component: membrane. Gene Ontology annotation, molecular function: olfactory receptor activity; G protein-coupled receptor activity. Lineage: Eukaryota; Metazoa; Chordata; Lepidosauria; Squamata; Lacertidae. Gene Ontology annotation, biological process: G protein-coupled receptor signaling pathway. The record is from RefSeq and is a predicted model, not a curated record.